This is a messenger RNA of Huiozyma naganishii CBS 8797, 894 nucleotides long. RefSeq names its product leucine carboxy methyltransferase (gene PPM1). The record is from RefSeq and is a predicted model, not a curated record. Bases 1 to 894 code for a protein of 297 amino acids. Gene Ontology annotation, molecular function: protein C-terminal leucine carboxyl O-methyltransferase activity. Lineage: Eukaryota; Fungi; Ascomycota; Saccharomycetes; Saccharomycetales; Saccharomycetaceae. The transcript has a single exon. Gene Ontology annotation, biological process: C-terminal protein methylation.
AUGCACGAGUUGUUCUCCCCCGUGCGGUCUCUGUACGACGAGUAUAUGGCGCGUGUGAGGAGUAGGAGUAGGAGACUGUAUGGUCAGAUUGAUUCGAGGGUGCGGCAGUCGGUGCCCGUGAUGAAUCUGGGGACUUACCUCCGCACAGUGGCCAUCGAUGUCGCCCUGUUGCAGUUUAUAGAGCGGGCGGGCCCAGAUACACCAGUGCAAGUGGUAAAUCUGGGGAGUGGGUCCGAUUUGAGGAUGGUGCAGUAUCUGAGUGUGUUUCCGCAGAUUGUGAAGUUUCUAGACGUGGAUUUCGAGGAGGCAGUAGCUUUCAAGGGUCAAGUAAUCGACACAACGACGCAAUUGAAGCAGAUAGUAGAACAGUACACGCGGGAGGGGAGGUACGAGCUACUUUCUAUUGAUCUGUGCGACGUACAGCACGCAAUGGAACUGCUUACAACGCACACACGCACUGACGUGGCCACAGUGUUCAUUACAGAGUGUCUAUUGUGCUAUAUACCGCAACGGGAGUCUCAACUACUGAUAGACUCGAUACAGGGCGCGUACAGCACGGGGACCCCUGGAGGGAAUCUCUGGGUAUCCUACGACCCGAUCGGUGGAUCCGCGCCAAAUGAUAGAUUCGGAAAGAUCAUAGAAAGAAAACUUGCUCAUGUCCAGGAACCUCGACUUGCCCACUCUGCUCGUUUACAACUCAAGGGAGACGUACGCAGCUCGGUGGCAAAAGCAAUUGACCACUGUAACGUCGUUAUCCGCGACAUGUGGCAGUUUCUACAGGAGAAAGUAACCGAUGAGGAGAAGAAACGAGUAGCAGCACUCCAGUUCCUUGACGAAUUGGAGGAACUGAAGGUCAUGCAGACACACUACGUCAUAUUGAGCGCACAGUGGUGA